GGCAAUACAGAAGAAUCCGGUGGCCAGACUUCAAGUAAUGACAAGACAGAGCCCGCCCAGUCGAGGACCAAGCGUCGCAGCCGGGAGAUGGGUCGAGUCGUGCGGGGGCUCCAGAUGUUGAGGCUCGGCAAACGGGACAGCGUGUCCACAAGCGAAGACCCCGGCGACAUAGACGACAUUUUGAGCUUGCUGCAGGCGUACCAAGAGCAGAACCCGGAAUUCGCUUUUAACGAAGAAGAGAGGGAAUUGUCCGGGGACGAGUUAGAAGUACCUGAACACCACAGGUUCAGGAGGUCAACAGAGAACUCAGGGGUGGCACCGCAAGAGGUUCAGCAAUCACAGUCGUUCAAGGACAGUGGAGAGCAUGAACUCAAACUUGAAGAGGCGGAGCCCUAUUUGUAUUUUCCAGACGGCGAUUUUUAUUACGGAGACGUGGACGAGCUUCUCGAAGGAGACAACGAAGAUGGGAGCGCUGAUAAACGUCAGAUCCCCAUGCUUAGGUUAGGAAAACGGUCAAUGAGUAUGUUGAGGUUAGGCAAGCGGGAAGAGGACGACGCUGAUUUUGAUGAGGAGAAAAGAAGUCUUAGCAUGCUGAGGCUUGGAAAACGUGAGGAUGACAACUUUGAAGACAGCUUCGAUGAGGAAAACGACAAAAGAUCUCUGUCGAUGCUUCGCCUUGGCAAACGGCCAAUGAGCAUGCUCCGUUUAGGCAAGCGCCCAAUGAGCAUGCUCCGUUUAGGCAAGCGACCAAUGAGCAUGCUCCGUUUAGGAAAGCGACCAAUGAGCAUGCUUCGUCUAGGUAAACGACCAAUGAGCAUGCUCCGUUUAGGAAAGCGACCAAUGAGCAUGCUUCGUCUAGGUAAACGACCAAUGAGCAUGCUUCGCCUGGGCAAACGACCCAUGAGCAUGCUACGAUUAGGAAAGCGUCCAAUGAGUAUGCUGAGGCUAGGAAAACGAGAAGAUGACGAGGAAAAACGAUCUCUGGCCAUGUCCUGAAUCAGUAAAAGCUCUGUGGAAUAAAAGCGUUGUUUAGGGUUGUUUUUUUUGUUUUUUUUUGGUUUUUAUUUGAUUUGUACUUUUUUUCCAAAGAACAAAAAUGAUUUUAAAUAUGCUUGACUAAAACUAUGAAUGUUACAUUGCCUUCAAUGCUGAUUUACUUGGAAAUAUAGAAACUAUAGAUCUGUUAUUUUCGCUGAAAGGAAACAAUUUAUGAUAUAAAUUAAACUCAUGUAACUGAAUGUAGAGCUGUUAUCUAAUUAUACAAGUAAUUUAAUUAUUGUAUAUUUCUGAGGCAUUCCCAAUUGUAGGUUUACAUCUGAAAAUACAUGAUAAUAAACAAAACGCUGUAAAUUGACCACAUUGGUGUUUUUUAUGGUAGCCCAGUUAUGUGAAGACAAAAAGACUUAUAUUUAUAUAUAUUCGGUGCACCAUUUAUUCGGGGUACCCCACGGCUGACAAGCCCUUGACAACUCUCUGGCAACCCAAUACUUUCAUUGCUGUAUUUCUGGUCAUGGCUCAUGCCAGCGUACCAUUAAAAUAUGCUCGAGUAGGUUUAUAUUUAUACUUAUAUCAAGGAUGAGAUCGCAAGGGUACAUAAACGACUUUAUUGUUAAUUUUUAAAAAAAAAUAACAACACAUUUUUUUUUAAAUUGAAGUGAGAGUUGCAAAGACCUGGUGAUUGUAAUUUGUCCAUUUAUAAACAGUAUAAGGAAGAAGACGAAAAAACCCAUAAUAUAAACAUUAUAUCCUUUGAUACUUUCUUUAAAGAAGAAACCUGAUUAAGCAAUAAACAGAUGAGCUAUGUAUAAUUACUUUUUUUUCGCCAUCUUUUAUUCUUCAUUUUUGUUUAGUUCGUGGCGUUUGCAACGGACACUUUGGAGGAACUGAAAAAUAAUUAACAUUUUAAUAGUGUUACGAUGGAAACAUUUUUUUUUCUCUUGUGCUAAACGAAAGACGAUUUGUUCGGCAGGCGGUAAAUCCAAGUUGAUUUAAAUACGGAAAAUGGACCAUUUGUUUGUUUUUUUUUUGUUGUUUUUUAGAAACGUACUGAUGUUUAUGUAAACUAAACCAGC
Molecule: messenger RNA, 2072 nt
Organism: Lymnaea stagnalis (great pond snail)
Lineage: Eukaryota; Metazoa; Mollusca; Gastropoda; Lymnaeidae
Source: the annotation of a GenBank genome assembly